GGCUCGGAAAUUCUCACCGGAGAAGCAGCGAGGUUCUUAGCAUUAUCUACGAGUCAUCUUCUCUGCUAGAUCUGUUGUGUAUGCUACUCGCGAUUUCAUUUUGAUUUUGCUCCAGCCAAUGCUGAAGGCUAGACUAAAAUGAGCGUGUCAAAAGCAUCGAGGACGAAUCAUUCGCUUGUUCCUCUUGCAACCCUGAUCGGUAGGGAGCUGAGGAGCGAGAAAGUAGAGAAGCCUUUUGUCAAGUAUGGUCAAGCUGCUCUCGCUAAGAAAGGAGAGGACUACUUUUUGAUCAAAACUGACUGUGAGAGGGUACCUGGUGAUCCAUCAUCAGCUUUUUCAGUUUUCGGGAUAUUUGAUGGACACAAUGGUAAUUCAGCUGCCAUAUAUACUAAGGAACAUCUUCUCGACAACGUGGUGAGUGCAAUUCCUCAAGGCGCAAGCAGGGAAGAGUGGCUUCAAGCUCUUCCUAGGGCUUUAGUUGCAGGCUUUGUCAAAACUGACAUUGAAUUUCAGCAGAAAGGGGAAACUUCAGGAACAACCGUGACUUUUGUUAUAAUUGAUGGUUGGACUAUCACUGUUGCUUCUGUUGGUGACUCACGCUGCAUAUUAGACACCCAAGGUGGUGUGGUUUCUCUACUGACUGUUGAUCACAGGCUAGAAGAGAAUGUUGAAGAGAGAGAACGCAUAACUGCCAGUGGAGGUGAGGUUGGAAGGCUCAAUGUAUUUGGUGGCAAUGAGGUCGGCCCACUACGAUGCUGGCCCGGUGGUUUGUGUCUUUCGAGGUCCAUUGGUGAUACGGAUGUGGGAGAAUUUAUUGUCCCUAUACCACACGUUAAGCAAGUGAAACUUCCAGAUGCUGGAGGGAGACUCAUCAUAGCUUCAGAUGGUAUAUGGGAUAUACUGUCUUCUGAUAUGGCUGCCAAAGCUUGUCGUGGUUUAUCUUCCGAGCUUGCUGCUAAACUUGUUGUUAAGGAAGCAUUGAGAACUAAAGGGUUGAAGGAUGAUACGACUUGUGUAGUUGUUGACAUAGUUCCAUCUGGUCAUCUUUCCUUGGCUCCAGCACCCAUGAAGAAGCAGAACGUAUUCACCUCAUUUCUUUCUAGGAAAAACCAUACGGAUACCAACAACAAAAAUGGCAACAAGCUUUCUGCUGUGGGAGUUGUAGAAGAAUUGUUUGAAGAAGGUUCUGCUGUACUUGCAGAUAGAUUGGGAAAGGAUCCUCCCUCACAUACGGAGACUGGGCUCUUAAAAUGUGCUGUAUGCCAAACAGAUGAAUUUCCGGGUGAAGAUUUAUCAAGCAAUGGGGGUUCCAUCAUUUCCUCAGCAUCUAAACGAUGGGAAGGUCCCUUUCUGUGCACAAUAUGCAAGAAAAAGAAAGACGCCAUGGAAGGAAAAAGACCAAGCAAAGUUUCAGUGACUACUUGAAGCCACUUGUCUGCAGGAAAAAAAAACAGAAUAUCCGGUAAGAAAUUCGUAUGUUUCUCGUUUUCUUAUCUACCUUCUUCUGGUGUGCUCUCUUGGUUUUGUGUUCUUUUCCCAGGAAAUGAUUGGAAAGUAGUGGUAAUAGUAGAAGUGUAUGCAAAUGUUUGUAGAGAGAGAGAGAGAGAGACAAUAGAUCCAAUUCUUAUCC
Arabidopsis arenosa is the source of this 1630-nucleotide messenger RNA. The record is from the annotation of a GenBank genome assembly. NCBI's taxonomy places the organism in Eukaryota, Viridiplantae, Streptophyta, Magnoliopsida, Brassicales, Brassicaceae.